AUGGUUAAAAUGAGAAGAAUAACACCUACACGCCUCCUAUUCACAUGCAGAUAUAUUUCAAACAAUGCUUCUCCACCAGUGCAGCCCUUGAAUGUGCUUUUCUUUGGUAGCGACACUUUCAGUAAUUUCUCAUUGCAAGCACUCAAUGAGUUGCGUCAAAAUAAUGGAAGCUGUGGUAUAGUGGACAAUAUUCAAGUAGUAACUAGGUCGCCGAAGUGGUGCGGUAGACAGAAGUCUAUUUUGAAAUACCCGCCGAUCUUCGAUAUGGCAGAGAAGCUUCAAUUGCCACGCCCAAUUACAUGCGACACCAAGCAGGAAAUGUUGGCGCUAAGCAAACUGACACCCAGUCGCCAAGGAAAUCCGGAGAACGACGGCUCCGGUGCUCCGUUCAACGCGAUCAUUGCGGUUUCUUUUGGGAAGCUCAUUCCGGGUGACUUGAUCCGCGCGGUGCCAUUGGCGCUAAACGUCCAUCCUUCGCUACUUCCCAGACAUAAAGGCAGUGCACCUAUCCAGCGAGCUCUGCUCGAGGGUGACACUUACACCGGUGUAACUAUACAGACACUGCAUCCGGAUCGGUUUGACCAUGGUGCAAUUGUAGCGCAGACGGAGCCACUGGCGAUCGCAACAAUGCUGUCAAAAGGGAGAGUCAAUGAUUCGACGGCAGAUUUUAAUUCUGAGGGCCUGCCUCGGAGGACUGCCAUACUGAUGGACCAGUUGGGCGCCCUUGGCGCCCAACUUUUGGGCCAAACGCUUCGUGAGAGGUUAUAUCUACCACAGAACCGUGUGCAAGCGCCAACAGCUUACAAACCCAGUUACGCCCACCGUAUAACAACAGAAGAUAAACGCAUUCAUUGGGCGCGCGAUUCUGCCGCCGAACUACUUAACAAACUCGAAACGCUCGGUCCUCUGCACGCGUUCAAAGAAGCGACAGCGGCAAGAAAGGACGCUCAAAAUUCAGUAUUAAAACGAAUAUUGUUUCAUGAGUGUAAAGUGAUGAGAGACGCACGUCUAGAUAAUGGCAGUAAACCGGGCAUGUUCAAAUAUGAUGAUAUUAAAGACUGUAUUUUGGUCACCUGUCGCGGCAACUUACUACUAUGUGUGAGCCGCCUCCAGUUCGAAGGUUUCGCCGUAGAACGUGCUGGCCAGUUCAUGGCGCGCCUGCGGAAAAGAUGCGGCGCCCUGAGUGAAAAGUUAGUUUUCCUGUAA
Saccharomyces cerevisiae S288C is the source of this 1206-nucleotide messenger RNA. RefSeq names its product methionyl-tRNA formyltransferase (gene FMT1). The coding region runs from base 1 to 1206 and encodes 401 amino acids. Gene Ontology annotation, molecular function: methionyl-tRNA formyltransferase activity. The record is from RefSeq and is marked reviewed. Lineage: Eukaryota; Fungi; Ascomycota; Saccharomycetes; Saccharomycetales; Saccharomycetaceae. Gene Ontology annotation, biological process: conversion of methionyl-tRNA to N-formyl-methionyl-tRNA; translational initiation. Gene Ontology annotation, cellular component: cytoplasm; mitochondrion; mitochondrial matrix. The transcript has a single exon.